Parasteatoda tepidariorum (common house spider) is the source of this 4806-nucleotide messenger RNA. RefSeq names its product satellite-binding protein 1 Dp1 (gene Dp1). NCBI's taxonomy places the organism in Eukaryota, Metazoa, Arthropoda, Arachnida, Araneae, Theridiidae. The record is from RefSeq and is a predicted model, not a curated record. Gene Ontology annotation, molecular function: mRNA binding.
UAAGUCAUUUGUCGAUCGCUUCCACGUGAAAGGAGCAUCAGCCAAUCAAAAGCCUUUACACACAUAAGGGUAUUUCCUCAUAUCUUUCUAGUUUUGUAGGCCACGGAUACUAUUUUACUUUGAAGGGAUCUGCGGUGCUACAACACCUCAGAAAACUGGAUACGCACACAACGUCAAAUUUUUCCUAGGACGGCUUUUCCGGACGCAGUACGUGUACUGUACGACCUUGGCCUGAGAAUCGACCAUGGAUCUGGACGCGGUUCAUGAAAUGAAUUCUUUCGGUGACCAGACGAUGGUUCACUCCACCAUUAUGGACGAAAACAUCCCUUACGAAGCUGCCUAUAGCUAUGAUGAAUUGUUUCCAUCUCUUCCAGAAAAUGAAAUCAAACCUGAAGCACCAGUGGAUAUGGGACAAUGGACUCAGAAAAUGAAAAUGAAAUCGACUGUUAUCACUCAGGUAUUCCAUGUACCUGUUGAAGAACGUAGGUUUAGAGAUUUGAACAACCAGCGCUUUGGAGAACAGGGUGAACAAGCUAAAAUCUGUGGGGACAUCAUGCAAAAGACAGGGGCUCAUAUUGAAAUCAGUUCAUCUAAGGAUCAGAGCCUCACCAUCUUGGUCACCGGAAAGGAAGAAGCAGUACUUAAAGCACGUCGGCUAAUUCUGAAAGAACUUCAAACACAAGCAAGCAUCAGUAUACCCAUCCCAAAAGAACAUCACAGGUUUGUCCUUGGGAAAAGUGGUAAAAGGUUGGGUGAAUUGGAAUUAAGUACUGCAACGAAAAUCAGUGUACCGCGCCCAGAUGACGACUCGGAUUUAAUUAAGAUUACUGGAACUAAAGAAGGCAUUGACAAAGCUCGGCAUGAAAUUCAACUCUUAUCUGAUGAGCAGGCUAAAUUUGCAUUUGAACGAUUGGAAAUACCCAAAAUUUAUCAUCCAUUCAUCCUUGGACCAUUCAAUGAGACCAUUACUCAGAUCACUAAUGAAACUGGAGCUAGAAUUAACAUUCCACCUGCCUCUGUAUUAAAGGAUGAACUAACCAUUGCUGGAGAAAAGGUUGCUGUUGCUAAGGCUAAAGAAAGAGUUCAACAGAUUCAUGAAGAAAAGAAAAGAAACUGUCAGUCUGUAUCUGUUGAGGUCCCCAAAUACCAGCAUAAGUACAUAAUUGGACAAAGAGGUCAAACAAUUCAAGAAAUUUUUAAAGAAACUGGAGUAUCAGUGGAAAUGCCUGCUACAGAUGUACAGUCGGACACCAUCACUCUUAGGGGUGAACAGGCUAAAUUAGGACCCGCUUUGACUUAUGUUUAUGCUAAGGCUAACAGUGUAAAAAAUGAAUCCAUCAAUGUUGAAAGCUGGCUUCAUAAAUACAUCAUUGGAAAAAAAGGAGCAAAUAUCAAGCAUUUAACUCAAGAUCUUACAAAGGUUCAAAUUGAUUUCUUGGAUGAUCAUAUUAAACUAGAGGGUCCUCCAGAGGAAGUAAAAACUGCCCAAACAAAGUUGAUGGACAUGAUUGAGAAUUUGCGGAAACAGCUGGCUUACGAGGAAGUCAAAGUCAAUCCUCUUUUCCAUAGACACAUCAUUGGUAAAAAUGGAGCUAAUAUUAACAAAUUGAAACAAGAUCCUAGGACGCUUAUCAAUAUCCCAUCUGAUGGUGACAGUGAUAUUAUUCGCGUUGAAGGAAAUGCAGAAGAUGUUGCUCAAGUUAAAAAAUCUCUUCUGGAAUUGGCUCACAAAAUGGAAAAUGAAGUGUCAAAGGAUCUAGUAAUCGAACAGCGCUUCCAUCGCAAUCUUAUUGGUGCCAAAGGGGAAAAGAUUAGGGAAAUUAGAGAACGUUUUAAUCAAGUUAAUAUAACAUUUCCAGAACCUGGUUUAAAGAGUGACAAAGUAUCCAUUCGAGGGCCUAAAGCUGAUGUUAAUGGAUGUUACAAAUAUCUCCAUCAAUUAAACGAAGAAAUGAAACUCACUAAUUUUAGCGUUGAUAUUCCUAUUUAUAAACAAAAUCAUAAGUUUAUUAUUGGAAAAGGAGGUGCUAACAUCAAAAAGAUUAGGGAUGAUACCAAUACAAGAAUUGAUCUUCCAGCUGAAGGGGCAGAUUCUGAUGUGAUAACCAUAAGGGGUAAAAAGGAAGAUGUCCUUAUAGCAAGAGAUAAGAUAUUAGCAAUACAAGAAGAAUUGGAUCAAGUGAUUACUAAAGAAAUAAUGAUUCCAGCAAAAUUGCAUAAUUCCAUAAUCGGUACAAAGGGCAGACUCAUCCGUUCUAUAACUGAGGACUGUGGAGGUGUUACAAUAAAAUUCCCUACUGGCGGUACUGGCAGUGAUAAAGUGUCUAUUCGUGGUCCAAAAGAUGAUGUUGAGAAAGCCAAGAAGCUUCUGCUUGAACUUUCUAAUGAAAAACAGCUAACCAGCCACACAGCUGAAGUAAAAGCUGAUCCGAAACAUCACAAGUUUUUAAUUGGAAAAAGUGGUGUCAAUAUUAAAAAGGUUCGCGAUAAAACUGGGGCUAGAAUUAUUUUCCCAAGUGAAAGCGAUGAGGACAGAGAUGUCAUCCAUAUCAUUGGUAGGAAAGAAGAGGUUGAUGCUGCUAAGAAGGAAUUGGAAAAUAUCAUUUCUGAAUUGAAAAAUACAACUGAAGAUAAAGUCCGUAUUGAUCCAAAACAUCACCGGCAUUUUGUUGCAAGACGUGGUGAGGUAUUGAAACAAAUUGCCGAUGAAUUUGGUGGUGUUAGCGUGAGCUUCCCCAAGAUUGGUUCAGAUAGUGAUGAAGUCUCUCUAAAAGGAGCUAAAGAUUAUAUCGAAGGAGCCAAAGCAAAAUUGCUGGAAAUCGUUCAAGAUUUGGAUUCCAGAGUCACCAUGGAAUGUGAAAUUUUACAAGAACAUCAUCGUACAGUUCUGGGAGCUAGAGGAAUAAAAGUUCAGAAUAUUCAGAAAGAUUUUGAUGUUACCAUUAAGUUCCCUGAUCGUGAGAGAAAUGAUGAUUCUGAGAAACCAGCUGUCAAUGGCGACUAUCAUUCUGAUUCUGAAUCAAACAAGCAGAAUAUAAUUAUCAUAAAAGGAAAGAAAGAAAAUUGUGAAAAAGCUUGCCAAGCUUUGUUGGAUCUUGUUCCCACCACUGAAGAAAUAGAAGUGCCAUAUGAUCUUCAUCGUUUCAUUAUUGGGCAGAAAGGAAAAGAUGUUCGAAGUAUGAUGGACAUGUACGACGUUAACAUCAUCAUUCCACCUCAGAAUGACCAUUCUGACACCAUAACCAUCAAGGGUCCCCCCGCCAAUGUUCAGAAGACGAAAGUGGCUCUGAAGGAGAGAAUUGAACAGUUAGAACUGGAGAAACAAGAUAGGCUUCUGAGAAGCUUCCAGUUAUCUUUUGAAGUUGAUCCACAAUACCACCCCAAAAUAAUUGGUAGGAAUGGAGCUGUGAUUACAAAGAUUAGAAAAGAAUUCAACGUUAACAUCAACUUCCCAGAAAGAGAAGGGGCUAGUGACAAAGUGAUCACUGUCACUGGAUAUGAAAAAGAUGCUGAAGCAGCGAGAGAUGCUAUCUUGAAAUUGGUUAAGGAGCAGGAAGAUAUGUACAAGGAGGAAGUUAAAAUCGAUGCUCGCAUUCAUUCCCGCAUUAUUGGAAGUCGUGGUCGAAACGUAUUGAAAAUAAUGGAUCAAUAUAAAGUGGACAUCAGAUUUCCCAGACAAAAUGAUCCAGAUCCAGACGUGGUCGUUAUCCAAGGAGAUGAAGACGAUGUUUUGGAUGCUAAGGAUUAUCUUUUGAAUUUGGAGGAAGAAUAUGUUCAAGAUAUGAAGGAAAGGGACCUGAUGCGCCAAUACACGCACCCUCCUAGUCGUAAUGGGACCCAUGACUCCGAUGAAGGUCAUUACAAUGACAAAGGAUUUGUAGUAAAAGGUGCCCCCUGGGACAAGAAGAGUGCAGCUCCCGACACCACCAACACUCAAGAGUUCCCGUCCUUCGGUACAGGGGGAGAUGUGCCACCCAAGCCCGUUGCCUGGGGUCCCUCACGCCGUUAAAAAAAGAAAAAAGAUUUAUUUUUCUUGCAAUUGUCCUUCAAACUUCUUGUCGGCAUAUUAUAAAAGUUUAGGACUUUUGCAUUAGAGUUUUGAAUCUCCUAGUGCCACAACCUCUCUCUCCAAAAAAGUCCUCCUAAAGGACCAUAAAAACAAAAUAAAUAAAUGAAUUUCUGCAAUUCGGAAAUGCUUGGGGGUGAUGGUUACAAUAUUUUUUUAGCUGUUAUACCAUGGGUAGGUUUUUACCUUCAGUGAAAAAAGCCAAACGUGUAAUUGUUUAUGUAGAUUUAUUUUUAUUAAAUAUUUUCAUGUGUAAAAUAACAUGUAUGGAAGAAGAAAAAAAUCUUUUUAAACCGAUUACAUGGAACCACUGCAAUUUGAACAAUUUGUUUGUAAAGCAAUAAGAACUUUGAAACUUUUUUAGUGAAAAACAAAGCGGAAAAAAAUAUAAUAUAUAAAAAGUUGAGUAUUGUUAAAUUAUCUUUUAUUUUGAACUGUGCUGCAUUCUAGUGGUGAUUAUCUGAUUUAAUUCAGUGUGAUAAGGUGCUAUAAAUGUAUAAUUUUGUAACAUAAAGAAAUGGGGGGGACAUAUGAUUUGAUUGCUGAGCAAUAGAUAAGAUCGGAAAUGAAAUUUCUGCAUAUCAAGUUUUAUUUUGAGGUGUAGCGCCUGGGGUUGUUAUAUUCUGCAAAAUUGAGUCUUACUCGAUUCUGCAGUUUAUUAUUACCAGAUAAAUUCUUUGUAUAUUCCUUCAAUAUUGUAUUAUAUAAAAAAAAAUGAAAUAAAAGAACUCUUUCCAGUA